Triticum aestivum (bread wheat) is the source of this 2837-nucleotide messenger RNA. Its product is annotated as tryptophan decarboxylase 2. NCBI's taxonomy places the organism in Eukaryota, Viridiplantae, Streptophyta, Magnoliopsida, Poales, Poaceae. The transcript is spliced from 11 exons. Gene Ontology annotation, biological process: amino acid metabolic process; carboxylic acid metabolic process. Gene Ontology annotation, cellular component: cytoplasm. The record is from RefSeq and is a predicted model, not a curated record. Bases 252 to 1403 code for a protein of 383 amino acids. Gene Ontology annotation, molecular function: carboxy-lyase activity; pyridoxal phosphate binding.
UUAGUUCUAGGCGUCGUAACAAUCAUUUCGUCAAAAGUGGCACGCAUCCCUUCCCAAGCGGGCAGAGGAUCGGCCGUGAUUCCGGAGGGCUGCGUCGCCAGUGCUCCUAGUCCACCUUCGGUUGUCGCUGCUCUAAACCCCAACUGAAAAAAUCCACCCCUUUUCUCUUCCUCCCACGUCUGGCGCCUCUCUCUCCACCACCGUAUCCUCUUCUCCCCCCUCCUGCCAUCGCGUUGCAAACCCUCGCAAUCAUGGACGGGAGCGGUACCAGCGAUGGCGGGGACGGCGGCGGGUCGCUCCGGCCGAUGGACGCGGAGCAGCUACGGGAGUGCGGGCACCGGAUGGUGGAUUUCAUCGCCGAUUACUACAAAUCCAUGGAGACAUUUCCCGUCCUCAGCCAAGUCCAGCCAGGAUAUCUGAAGGAACUUCUUCCAGAUUCAGCUCCUAACCGACCUGAUACUUUGGAUGCCCUUUUUGACGAUAUUCGUGAGAAGAUAAUACCUGGAGUAACUCAUUGGCAAAGUCCAAGUUAUUUUGCGUACUAUCCCUCAAAUAGCAGCACUGCUGGAUUCCUGGGGGAGAUGCUUAGUGCUGCCUUUAACAUCGUUGGCUUCAGCUGGAUAACCUCUCCUGCUGCAACUGAGCUAGAGGUUAUAGUCUUAGACUGGUUUGCAAAAAUGCUUAAGCUUCCAAGCCAAUUUCUGUCAGAUGCGCCUGGUGGAGGAGUAAUCCAGGGUACUGCCAGUGAAGCAGUUCUUGUUGUACUAUUGGCUGCACGAGAUAGAACUUUAAAGAAGCAUGGGAAAAAAUCCCUUGAAAAAUUAGUAGUUUAUGCAUCUGAUCAGACACAUUCUGCUCUGCAAAAGGCAUGCCAGGUUGCAGGAAUUUUCCCAGAGAACUUCAGAGUUGUCAAAGCUGACUGUAGUAAGAACUAUGCUGUUGCACCUGAAGCAGUGUCAGAGGCCAUUUCCGUUGACUUGUCAUCUGGUUUGAUACCAUUCUUCAUCUGUGCAACAGUAGGCACAACAUCUUCAUCGGCCGUGGACCCCUUGCCUGAACUAGGAAACAUAGCACAGGGCCAUGACAUGUGGUUCCACAUUGAUGCUGCAUACGCUGGAAGUGCUUGUAUAUGCCCAGAGUAUCGACAUCACCUUGAUGGAGUGGAAAAGGCUGAUUCAUUCAAUAUGAAUGCACACAAAUGGUUCCUCACAAACUUCGACUGUUCUUUGCUAUGGGUUAAAGACAGGAGUUAUCUUGUAGAAGCAUUGUCUACAAAUCCAGAGUUUCUUAAGAAUAAGGCUUCCCAAGCAAAUUCUGUUGUUGAUUUCAAGGAUUGGCAAAUUCCACUUGGUCGUCGUUUUAGGUGGACAGGCUACCGAGGCGCGCGGAGAACCAUAUCAUGAGGAUCAUGUUCUGUAGGGGCAUCGAGCGAUGCAUGAAUAUGUUGGCUGACACGAUGUGGGGUGAAGCAUGGUUGCAGUGGCACAAGUUCGGCUGUGGUCAAACACAUAAGGCGGAUGGCCUGAAUAGUCUGGCGGAUUAACAGGAUGUCGGUUGGAAUAGAAAACGGUGGUGAUAUCGGCGACAAUGACAUAGGAGCAUGAUGUUGAUUGUGGCCGACUUCUGGGCGUGGAAAAAGAGCGCCGGCCCGAGGACUUGUGUGCUUCGACAUGGCGAGUGUGAGGGGUUGGUUCAAACAUCAGAGCUUGGAGUUGACGGUGAUGCAAGGGUGGACUGGUCAUUCACCAUGGCGUCAUGUUGAAGGUGGAGCUGGAGUCUGAGGGAAGACUUCAGUCGGCGCUGAGGAGGGGAUACGACGUAAAUAGACGGAGAGUCAAAGCCUAUUUCAGUGAGAAGCGAGUGACAUAUUAUUCGGGCUGGAGCAUAGUGGUCCAGUCUAAAGGAUGCGUGAACCUCGGCAUCGGUCGGUGAUGAUCGGUGGUUCUCUGCAGUGGGGGUUGAGGUGGUGUGGGCUAGCUACUUGGGAGACUUCGACCGAGACAGCAGAGGCUCCACGCGGUGAUAGUGGCGAGGCGUGCGGCAAGCGCGGGACAUGACGACAUGCCAAGGCAUUGGUAGUCAGACAAAGUGUGCAGAGGGUGUUGAAGCAGCAUUGGCCUUACCAAAUUCAAGUUGGUGACUGAGUCUAUCGGUACCAGGAGAUGGAUGCGAGUUGACCAUGGAGAAUCCAAGAAAGUGGUGGAAAUUAUGAAAUGUCAAAAGCUUGAAGAGCAUAUGGCCGUAUAUUCCGUGGUGUUCAGUGCACAUGACAAAGUGCGGAUGACAAGUACAGAAGGAGGCGGAUUGCUAUAGUUUGGGUAUGUAAAAGACUAUCCAGAAAAGAAGGUGAGACGACUGCGAGGAUGUUGAGUCUUAUAUGUGGUUCAGUAUUUUAGGUGUCCACUUUUAUGCAGAUCUGCAAUUAGUGUGUGAUGGCGUUGAGUGGAUACUCUAAAAGUUGGGAGCGAAAACUGGAGUGAAGAGGAACUUAAUUUCUCUCGAGUGUUGACUGUGGUCAAGAAAAGAAGAGACUAUAGUUGCAGUCACGUGGAGUCUGGGAGUAGUAGCGGUGCUCAUGGGAUAAGCUCUAGUCCAAUGUACAUUGAAGAUUGAUACAUACACGAAAUCAAGGUGGCGAGAAUAUUCGCGAAGGUAGAGUUUGUUGGAGUAUCGAAUAUUUUUUACAACGGUUGGACUCUGAGUCGUAGGGUGUGUAGUCAGAGUAUGGAGUCAUGUCCUUGUAGGACACUUGUAUCAUAGACCUACUAUAUAAUGUAGGGGUAGACACACAAUGUAAUCUAUCUAUACCUAGUAAUAAAGAGGGGAUUGUUUCUGCC